Messenger RNA from Sycon ciliatum, 2488 nucleotides. RefSeq lists its product as uncharacterized. The transcript is spliced from 18 exons. Gene Ontology annotation, cellular component: Golgi apparatus; endoplasmic reticulum. Bases 292 to 2118 code for a protein of 608 amino acids. The record is from RefSeq and is a predicted model, not a curated record. Lineage: Eukaryota; Metazoa; Porifera; Calcarea; Leucosolenida; Sycettidae.
UAUUUUCGCCCAAGUCCCGUCAUCAUUCAGGCGUCCUUCUCAUCCUGCAUCUUGUUUUACGUUUCUGAUUGUUUGUGCAUCAUCUUCAUGAAAUACUGUAUUCACGGCCUGGUAGCUAGCUUCACAUAUUACUUCCUCUUACCGGUCGUAGAGCAUUAGGUUAGGACUUGGCUCUUAUUCAAAAUCAGCCUAUUUUGCAUUGAAUAAUAAGUGUUGAAACUCACACGUAUUGAACGUUAGUCAAAAGUAACAGUUAGUUCAAAGACCGCUGAUCUUAUUGAAAGCAGUUCAAUGGCGUCACAGGCUGGGAAGUGGGAGACCGUGGGUGGUGGCAAGCGCAGCAAAGCCACGAAUCAUGAAUCAGACAAGAAGAAGGGCGAGCAACCUAUGGCCACAAUGGACGUGAAAGACCCGCUGGCACCAAGUCAGACCUUGUUUAAUGGCUUCCAUCAGAAAUCGCAGCAAGGUCAAAAGGCGAAAAAGGACGAUGCCUCCAACAUCAGUCCACACCAGGGCAAGAAGGCUGCCAAGCCUGUGAAAAAGCCAUCCAAGCCGGACCCCAUUCACCCACGGGAUAUUGUGAACAAGAUGAGUGGGAGUGAUCUCAAGGACUUCAUAGCCACGAACAGCGCCAAGUAUGACGAUGAAUCGAUCUGCCUCAAGCUUCUUGCCGAGUACCUCCAAGACCAGUUUGCCAACUGUGAUCCGCUCGACUCUGAUCCCAGCUUGAAACAGCAAGAAGAAGGCUUUCCCUUCCAUUCGGCACCCAAAGAUGUGCAGCAGGCACUGCGUGGUUCCAUGCAACGACUGGGCACGAGUGGACGGCAGGACUACUUUGUCAUGUGUGUCAACCAGCUCUUGCAGCAGGCCAAGUCUGGCUCUCAAGUAUUUGGUUGGCGUUUGCUGGUGCAGGCAAUCUGUGUUGUUCAGCCUGCUGUGCCCGCUGCCUGUGUUGAUACGCUUUCACCGCUUGUGAGACCCUGUGCCAAUCAUCCACGCCAUUGCCUGCCGCUCAUGUGGUGUUUUGAGCAAAUUCCAGUGUAUGGUCCGAAAAUGGGAAAUUUUUCGAUCUGGCAGCAAGCAUAUCUGCGUGUAUUGCUUGAGCGCAACAACAUUGCGUCCAAGGUUCAAUCGCAUGCUUUGGAUCGGCUGAAUACACUGAUUAUGGCUGCGGAAAAGAAACCACAAGACAGCUCUCCAGUCCCACACCAGCUUGUGAUGGACUUACUUCAGCUUGCUAUUGGACAGUCGUCUGACCCUCCUCCAUUUGUGCUCGAGGAGGUGCAGAAGCAGUACACUACGGUGCUGAGAAUAUUCCUUUCGGAUCCGGACCCAACUGAGAUUGUGAGGCUAUUUGAGUGCUUGCUACCACUACUGCGGCCACACCUUAUACAAGUCAAUCGCUCAUUCAUGGAGGCGGUUUUCUCACUUCUGGUGACCUGCUUACACAUGAACACCUCCUGUUUCCGCUCAUGGCUUCAAAUCCAUCGCAAGAAUAUUCAACAGAGCAGUUACUUCUUGAAGCGAUUGAAUGCAGGCUACACGGAGGGCCUUCAAGUUCUCUCAGAUAUGCCUCUGGACCUCGACUCAAUGAUAGACUUUCUGCCACGGCUUGACACGAUACCAUCGAGUGGCCACGGAUCUGUGUCACAGCAAAUGCGGCAAGAAAGCUCGCGAAACUCCAAGGCUCUACUGAAAACCGUAUCGACUCUUCAGGCUGAGCUUGCAGCACAGAGUGCAUCGCAGGGCCGCUGGUGGAUUAUCUCCGUUCUCUUCUGGUCGCUGGCAACUGUCUUGCUGGCAGUUGUUGCCGCUGACGUGUAUGAAUCAAGAUCUUGGGCAGCAUCGACAACGCGUCUAUAUUUGGAACAGUGGGGUGUGCUGGACGUUUGCAAGAGGAUUUCAUCAGAAGUUUGGAAUGCUGGUGUAGAAGCUCUGAGAUGGCUGGACAGAACUGCUCUUCCUGUGUUGGCGCGCUGGUCACGGGAUGCUGAGCCCUAUUUUAUGCAAGCUGUUGAAUUCUAUGAAGAGGCCAUUGCACAACUUGGACAGCUGGUGAUACAGGCAGCAGUGUGGAUUGAAAACCAGUAUGCUACCCUGGUUGAUCAGGGCCACUAACAUUACCAGCAUAUUCCUUACUAAUUUGUUUUAGUCUUUUACAGUGCUGCUACUCAGGUUGUAAGUGCACCGGUAAAUACCCCCUUCCCCUACAUACACACCCACACACGCACACGCAUACUGUUCAUGUCACAUUAACUACUUUAACCCCCAUAGUUCCUUUUUCUUUUACAGAGGCUUCUCCUGCCUGCAUGGCUCUUUGAUCAGUCUUACUGAAUAUGCCGGAUGCUACAUGCUAGUAAUGGCUAAUGCUAUGUUCUCAAUUCAAGACCCUUGAAGAAAUUGAAAUUGCCUAUGACCAUGCAAACAAGCACCAUGCUGAACAAUAUUUUUCGAAAAAAAAACUAUUAAGAACAUCGAUGAAGAAAUC